This is a messenger RNA of Drosophila montana, 1983 nucleotides long. It is a transcript of the gene p-cup, whose product is annotated as presidents-cup. The transcript is spliced from 5 exons. The record is from RefSeq and is a predicted model, not a curated record. The coding region runs from base 130 to 1983 and encodes 617 amino acids. Lineage: Eukaryota; Metazoa; Arthropoda; Insecta; Diptera; Drosophilidae.
AAUUCGUCUGUCAAUUCGGUUGAUUAAAAAUUACGUCAAGUUAUUGCCAAAAUUUUACAUAUUACAAAUUCAGCGCAAGCAUUGAGCUGUCGUACAAAAUUUCAAUAUCCAACACAUUCAUAACCAAAUAUGUCGCAGCACAGUAACCUGAGAGCUGCCACAGCCCUUACGGCUGGUACACGGGCGGGCACCCUGCAUCCAGAUCUGAAACCGUGGCAGCGCAUCGAUUUGCCGCUCUGCACCCAGUCGAACUUGUUUAAGGACUGGGGCUGUCGGCUGCGCAACAAGAAGGCGCUGGAAUAUUUUACACGCGCAUUGUCCGUCUGCAAAACUCAGAGGGAUAGCACCUGCUGUUUUGCCGGACCGGCGAUUGCGCCCGGGCAAAAGUGCAAAUCAGUUGAGGGACAGUUUUGCAGCUUAGCCUCCGAUGCGCUCGAUAAGCGUAGCCAUUGUCGGCGGUCAAUUGCCCAGCCGGAACUGGCGUGGGAGGAUGCGCAGAAGGCGCACGAGCUGUUGGAGCUACAGGGACGCUCGAACGUUAGCUAUUUAAUGAACAAAUGCGAUGCGCUUUUCGAGUGCAAUCGCUUUGAAGAUAAUCUGGUCCAACUGAACAUUGAAGCGCGUAACUAUCAAGGACAAUCCAUCAAGGAUCGCUUUCAGUUACGUGCAAAUCACACAAUUGACGUGCUCGAGGAUACCCUUGGCGACAGCCUACACCCCUUUCUGCUCGACAAUUGGCCGUUGAUAACGGAGGUGGCACGCGCUCGCCGGACAUCCGUUGCGUUUAUGCCGCGCCCCCUCUGGCAGAAUCUAAGCGAGAAAUUUGACUGCGACGUGGAGAGCGUUAUCGGCAUACAAAAGCCCCUGCUCUCACCGCUGGAGCGUGCACGUCGGCAGGUCUGCGAGAGAGUCUAUAACAAUCAGUAUCUGCACAAGAGCGCCAACGAUGUGGUCAUGCUGCGUCAACUGCAAAGCGACAAGAACUUCCUCAAUCCACUGUCGAACUACUCCACGCCCUACUUGUCCGAGCUGGCCUCCGAGCAGUAUGCGAUUGUCAAAAAGUUCAUGAAAAUGAUGCAUACCCGCAACCCACUGUACCACUGCAGGCAGGUGAAAUGUCGUGUUAGCAAAGUCUGUGAGAAGAACCGCGAGAAUUAUCUGUACCGUGUGGAGUAUCAGACACGUCGCGACUGCUUCCGUAUGCUGCGCGAGGUGCACCGCCGGCGCCAGGAACGGAAUAUCGAGCGUCUGACCGACUAUGUUGAGCAUAUUAUGUACACCAGCAUUGAGCUGAAGACACACCGAACGCUGCCCUGGAAGUGGGAGUUCGUUACCGAGGUGUACAACAUAUUGGCACUGGCCCAUAUCGAUCGGUGUGCGGUGCCGAAGAAUAUCGAUUUUCUGGAUCUCAAAAAUCACUCGAUGCUCUAUUUGCUGCCAGCGGAUCGCGUCAAGGAGCAGGCUAUCACAUUUGGAGGUCGCAAUGUAUACGGUGAAAUUGCCAGGGACGAUGAGCGACUUAAUCGUGUUGCCAAGAAAGUGAACCAUCUGAAGAAUCGCCUAAUCCACUCUCGCUAUGCGAUCGAGCGGACCUAUCUGCUUUUCGAGAUAGCGCGCUGUCACUUUAAAGAGUCGCGCUUUGACAAGACCCUGACCAUGGCGCAUAAAGCAUCGCACGAGGCACGCAUCUGCAACAGCGUUGCUUGGCGCUUCAAUAUCACCUUUCUGAUCUGUCAGGUGCAUGCGGUAUUCAAUCGUUUCGAGCGUCUCAACGAGUCGCUGGGCAAGGCCAAGCAAUUGGCCGCCAGGCUAAAGUCAACCAAGCUGCAGGCCUAUCUGGCGCUAUGCUAUGCGGUCAACGAUUAUGAGUUGGAUUAUCAGCGUAAGAAGCAAUCGGAGUACAAUAUGCCGAUAGGCCGAAGGCGCAAGGGACGCCCCUCGACGACAUCCUUUGACUCUUUAGAGCAACAAAUGGAUCAAUGA